AUGCGGUUGUCGAGCCUCAUCUCCCGGCACGGCUCCGUCCUGCGGCGUUGCGCCGGAGCCGGAACUCGGCCGAUGUACUCUCAACGCCGUCCUAUGAGCUCUUCGUUGGCCGGUGUAAAAGAGUUGCUCAAGGUCUCUGAGGAAAUCACCGAUGCCGUCGCCACUAACAAGCCCAUUGUUGCUCUUGAGUCAACCAUCUACACCCAUGGAGCUCUGGGCAAUGAACUCGCCCUCCAGCACUCCGAUCUCGUGCGCAGUAAUGGAGGCAUUCCUGCUAUCAUCGCCAUUGUGGAUGGUGUGCCUACCGUUGGCGCAACAGCAUCUGAUAUCCUUCGCAUGAUUGAGAGCGGAAGUGCUGUCAAGGCAUCAAGAAGGGAUAUUGCCUACAUUGCAGGAAUGGGCUUGACAGGGCAGAAGAUUCAUGGUGGCACCACCAUCUCCGGAACUAUGUUGCUGGCAAGGCUGGCAGGCAUUCGGGUCUUUGGCACUGGUGGUUUGGGUGGUGUUCACCGUGGUGGCCAUGACUCUAUGGACGUUUCUGCUGAUCUGACUGAACUUGGCCGAACCCGGGUCGCCGUCAUCAGCAGUGGUUGCAAGGGCUUCCUCGAUAUCCCCAGGACACUGGAGUUCCUUGAGACGCAGGGCGCCCACGUCUCGACCUUUGCCGAUGGUCGAUCUGGAAAGAUUGACUUCCCUGCUUUCUGGGCUCGGGAUAGUGGUAUCAAGAGCCCUUCUGUUGUGCAGACUGAGAAGGAGGCUGCCGCCAUCAUCCUUGCCCAAGAGAGGCUCGGCAUCGAGUCAGGCUUGCUCUUUGCAAACCCUAUCCCUGAGGAGUUUGGUAUUCCUGCCCCCGAAAUGCAGGCCUACAUCGAACAAGCCGUCAGGGAGGCCAACGAGAAGGGCUUCACUGGAAGCGCCAACACCCCUUAUAUCUUGGGCAGGCUCAAGGAGCUCACGGGAGAGAAGGCCGUCAUCGCCAACAAGGCGCUUGUAACAUCCAACAUCACCCGGGCCACCAACAUCGCUGUCGAACUCUCACGGUUGUUGUCUUCUGGUUCCGAGCCAGUCAAGACUUUCAAUUCAUUCCCUGUCGCUCCAUCUGCUGCGCCCACUGAGCUCAAGGAUCCAGUAGUAACGGCUGACAGCAAAGUUGAUAUCCUUGUUGCUGGUUCUGUAGCCGUUGAUCUAAGCUGUGACUAUGCCCCGAAGUCGGGUGAUACUUCGCCAGUUCUCCAUACCUCGAAUCCAUCCAGUAUCAGCCAGUCCAUUGGAGGUGUCGGCCAUAAUGUAGCGCUUGCUGCCCACUCUGUUAGUAAACAUGCUCGGGUGCGGCUCUGCAGUAUGGUUGGUGAUGAUGUUGCCGGCAAGACUAUAUUGAAUGGUCUCAAGGCUUCUGGCCUAGACACCACAUACAUUCGGCAGCUAGGUCAUGAGUACCAUGGUUCGAACAGAACGGCACAGUACGUCGCUGUUAAUGACGCAAACAAGAACCUGGUCAUGGCUAUGGCCGACAUGGGAAUCUUCACCAAUCAUUCGUUCCCCGAGUACUGGAAAUCUGCCGUGCGAGGAACCAAACCCAAGUGGUUGGUGGUAGAUGGCAAUUGGAGUGAGAAAGAUAUUCGAGCAUGGCUCAAAGCUGGCCAAGACCAAGACUGCAAGGUCGCCUUUGAGCCAGUAUCAACUGCCAAGUCUAUGAACCUCUUCUGUCCUCAAAAGGGCCACCCAAAACUUCGAGUCUUCCCCAAGCCUACAGUGGACAUAGCAUCACCCAACAGCUACGAGCUGGCCGCCAUGUACUCUGCAGCUCGCGAGAACGGUUAUCUUGAAUCCCCCGAGUGGUUUGACAUUAUUGACUCUUUCGGCAUGCGAGGUGCCCGAGAUCGUUUUGUCAGGAUGACCUCGGCAGAACUGACAGAUGCUGGUGUCCCUGUGCAGUCUGUCCAGCUUCUUCCUUACAUCCCCACGAUAGUCACAAAACUUGGUCCUCAGGGUGUUCUUCUGACUACCAUCCUCGGCAAAGAUGAUCCUCGGUUGAGAGAUCCUGAUUCGGAAGAAUACAUUGUCGCUCGAUCCACGAAUGACCAUCCAAGUGUCGGAGGAUUGUACAUGCGACUGUUCUCCGCAGCCGAGAAGGUUCAGAACAUCGUAUCUGUUAACGGUGUUGGGGAUACGUUCUUUGGUGUUUUGAUUUCUGGUUUGGCUCAGGGAGGUAAAGUUGAGAAUCUGAUUGAUGUUGCACAAGCAGGCUCAUGUUUGACACUCAAGUCUCAUGAGUCUGUGAGUCCCGACCUGUAUCGAUUGGAGAAGGUGUUGGCACAGGCUGCAGCACAGUAA
Molecule: messenger RNA, 2334 nt
Organism: Fusarium sp. VM40
Lineage: Eukaryota; Fungi; Ascomycota; Sordariomycetes; Hypocreales; Nectriaceae
Source: the annotation of a GenBank genome assembly